Molecule: messenger RNA, 780 nt
Organism: Anguilla rostrata (American eel)
Lineage: Eukaryota; Metazoa; Chordata; Actinopteri; Anguilliformes; Anguillidae
Gene: mgst3b
Product: microsomal glutathione S-transferase 3b
Exons: 4
Coding region: 116-538 (140 amino acids)
Cellular component (GO): nuclear envelope; endoplasmic reticulum; membrane
Molecular function (GO): glutathione peroxidase activity; glutathione transferase activity
Source: RefSeq, a predicted model, not a curated record
GUGUUGGUUAUCUAAAUCCUCCCUGUUUGUUUAGCUAAGUAGACAAUUGCAAAGUGCAGAUUCCGAGUUCAAACUUCUCUACAGUUUAGAGACACGGUGUUAAUUUGACUUUGCGAUGGAAAUACUGGAUAUUGUUCCGUCUAGAUUUGGCUAUGUCAUAUUGACAUAUUUUUAUAGCUGGAUCAUGUUGUCGUAUCUAGCUAUGAAGGUUGGUGGAGCGAGAAAGAAAUACGACGUUAAGUAUCCGACGAUGUACAGUGAUAAGGAACAGGUUUUCAACUGCAUCCAGAGAGCUCAUCAAAACACCCUGGAAGUCUACCCGCAGUGGCUGGUGUUCCAGACUAUCGCGGCCCUAGUCUACCCGACUGCAGCUGCAGUGUUGGGGGCCAUUUGGGUCACAAGCAGGUUCUCCUAUGCCUGGGGAUACUACACUGGUGACCCAGCAAAGAGGAUGCGUGGUGUCUAUGGAUACAUUGGCUUAUUUGGAGUCAUCAUUCUCUCAAUUUCAGUCGCUUUGCAGUUGCUGGGGGUCAUUUAAGCCCAGCUAAGACCACUGGCAUUCCAUGCUGCCACAUUUUGCUUAAGUAUAUCCUGCUUUUUUAUUGUCAGUGCCUUCUUAAUUAAUUUCAUGGUACUCUGUGCAAUGACAAUAAAGGAAUCUAUUCUAUUCUGUGCUGCAUUGGUAAGCUGCAUUGUAAUCACAUUCGCUACAUUAUAUUACCCUGUGGAAUAGUUUAGCAUUGACAUAAAACUGCAAUAAAAACCUGCCUCUUGAAUCAA